GGCGUGGUCUAUGGUGUCUGCUGAUCCUGGACACCAGGGAAUUACAGGAAAUGGGUGGAGUUUUCGCUGUGCAGUGACAGAUCUUGAGGCCGCAACGCUGCUAAAGCUACGGAAUGGGAACUGGCACUGAAUGCGGAGACCAGCACAUUCGGUGAUGACGACUGAGGUUGCUCACUGUCUUUUUGAAUUACACCUACUGAUCCAGUAGGAAGUAUUGGGUGACAGGGCUGUCAACAUGAGUGGACAACGUGUGGAUGUCAAAGUGGUUAUGUUGGGAAAGGAGUCUGUGGGAAAAACCAGCCUGGUAGAAAGAUACGUUCACCACAGAUUCCUUCAGGGACCUUAUCAGAAUACUAUUGGAGCAGCAUUUGUAGCUAAAUCCAUGUGUGUCAAUGGACAAAAUGUGACAAUGGGAAUAUGGGAUACUGCUGGAUCUGAGCGUUAUGAAGCAAUGAGUCGCAUAUAUUACAGAGGGGCCAAAGCUGCUGUUGUAUGUUAUGAUCUCACAGACAGCAGCAGUUUCGAGCGAGUGAAAUUUUGGGUGACUGAAUUACAGAACUAUGAGGAGCACUGCCGUAUUUAUAUCUGUGGAACCAAAAGUGACCUUGUAGAGAAUAAGAGCCAGCGGCGAGUUGAUUUCCAUGAUGUGCAAGAUUAUGUAGAUGAGAUUAAAGCCUAUGUCUGCGAGACCUCUAGUAAAACCGGACAAAGUGUAGAUGAAUUGUUCCAGAAAGUAGCAGACGACUAUGUUACCUGCAAUGCAUUUCAAGUUCUUUCAGAGGCAAAAGGAGUGGACCUAAAUCAAAAAAGAGAUGCCUUUUCCUAUGCCUGCUGUCAUCACUAGGGAAAUGUGCCAAGUGCCAGGGCAUCUACUUGCUUCUGAGACUGCGAUUGUUCAGUUUAUUUUUAUUAUUUGGUGCAGUGACUUUUGCCCAGUGCAAGAUAUUGUAAUCUUCGUUACUGUUGAAGAGGAAGAUAUUUUUCUGAAUAUAGAUUGUGAUAUUUAUGGAUAUUAUUUGAUAGCAUUGGAAGUAACAACAAUAUGUCUGAAGGAAUACACAGAAACACUACCAGGAAAUAGCAAAGGUUGUUACUUGGGCUAGCAAAUAAACAUAUUCUUGAAAUGCAGAAAGGUUAUAUGCUGUUACCUCUGUAAAAAGAAAUUUCAUAUUCGUUAAGAUGUAAAAAAAAGUAGUGGUUUUCCAAAUCCCCACAUACUGAGCCGUCAGUUAUGCUUGAUUUUAGCCUUAUUUUAUUUUGAUAAAUAGAACUGUAAUUUUGGUCUAUGUAAAUAAACAAACUAAAGCACAUAA
Molecule: messenger RNA, 1313 nt
Organism: Bombina bombina (fire-bellied toad)
Lineage: Eukaryota; Metazoa; Chordata; Amphibia; Anura; Bombinatoridae
Gene: RAB24
Product: RAB24, member RAS oncogene family
Exons: 9
Coding region: 236-844 (202 amino acids)
Molecular function (GO): GTP binding; GTPase activity
Source: RefSeq, a predicted model, not a curated record